UCUCCGGCUUGAUUCGUUUUUGUGUGAGUGAACGUAUACAUGGUUAGUAAUUCGUUAAUAUGUUGUCUUAUAGUCCGUGAUCGCAGCUUUUCUGUACAUAUUACCGUGUGGUUCACAAACACAUAUAAAGAUUAUACAGCCGUUGUUGGUCGUCGCCGAUAGUUCCAAAGCGUUUCAUUCGUGUGGUCCCGAAAAGAUGGCCGCCACGACAGCGUACGGUGGUGAUGUUGACGUCGUUCACGAAGAACCCGCGUCCAGUGUGCCCGAGUGAAUUAUACAAGUGUGUGGAAUACGAAAUUAAUCUGUGCCAUUUAUAAAGUUUUAUAAUCAUCGCGUUUAUAGAACGCGAUCUAUAAUCUAAACAAUUGUGAAACUACAAAUACAUUAAGGUUCCGUGCGAGGGUGAAGGAAAGUACGACAGUGAGGUGAGUGCCCAGAAAGUAACCAGGAUAAUACAUUACGUGGGUGUAAAAAAUGAGUGCUAUAGAGUAAAGUGAGUGUAUUAGUGAUAAGUAUUAAUUUAUGAUUAAUCUUAUUAGUAAUAUAGAUAAAAAUAAAUUGUUAGUGCCAUUAAAAAAUAAUCAAAUUGCCCAGACUUUCGUUCCACGAAACUUCGUGUCAACGGACGGCCAUAUUAAUCUGGAGCUCCGCCGUCAUAGGAGUUUCGGCGGUGCAAAAGAGUGAGAUAGAAGAGUAUUUAGUGAAACAAAAAAUAUCUCGAAAAAUUCCAUUUUAUGAAAAAAAAAUUUGUUAAAAAAAAGUUGAAACAUUUUUUCAAAAAAAAAAAUAUUUCUCUGAGGGUUUCUCUUCUUAAAAAAUCUUAUUUUCAACAUGGAUUUGUGAAUGAAGUAUACAAAGUGCGUGAAAAUAAAAAACGAGGAAACGGGAACGUGACGACGACAUCGACGACAACGAGGAGGGCACACCGCCGUUUGUUGUUUUGCCUGAUGUCCCUACACCGUCGUCGAUCCCGGUAUUUCGGCUCACUUUCUCCCAAAGCUAAAGAGACUAGACUAUUUGCUAUCUUUAAACUACCGUGAUAACUACGGCAAGUUGGAGUUGGCGUUUCUUCAUUGGUGGCUAGAGAAUUGGGACCAAAGAAGAAAAAAGAAAACGAAGAAUAAAAUAGUGAAGAAAGUACUGGCGUUUAGGUCUCGGGGGAGGACAUCGCCGGCGUUUGACAUUUUAGCGUAAUUGCUGAUGUCCGCCACGAGUCCUGCCCUUGUUGCUCCUAGUCGGUGCUCGCUGCCACGAGACACGGCGGGUCCUGGUAGUCCAUUACUUCACACUGUUUCCACAGUGUUGAGGUUGCAGCUGGGGCUGUGCCAUUGGCGCAGCGAUUCCCGGUUAACGACAAUAUCCCCGACCCAAUUGUCGCCUCACGAAGAUCAGUGGCUGCCGUACAUAAACUGCAUUCGACACCCCUCUGAAUGUCUUCACACAUCCAAAAGUCGUGCGUGCGUAAACUCACUAAAGGAUCGGACAGCACAUACAAUGGAUUAUGAUGGUAAAAUAAGAAGGCUACAUUUACACCGCAAGACAAAUACUACGUACACGAAACAAUCAUCGUAAUAAUGGUCCCAUUAUUCGUGGGGCUUGAAGCUACGUUAAGUGACAGCAAAAAAAAAUACGGCGACAAGGUGAAUGCACUUCUGUCCGCCUGGGAGCAUGUCACCAAUUUCAUUCCUGCGGCAACCCCAGAGGCAACCCAGUCUCUUAUAGAAUGGGUCCACAAACAUACAUUGAAAUUGGUAUUGCGUGGGGAGUGGCCGAAGCUGUCACCUGCUACGAAAACACACCUCACCGUAACGUUACAGAGGUGUGUGAGUCACCUGGUGCACCAUCCUGUUGCACCAAAAUGUACAGCCCUUAUUUCAUUAGUACACAAUCCUUGGAAUCAUCCUGGACUUGAUUGUAUAUUUAACGGAGGACCAGAUGCUGAUCAUGAAGAUGAAUUUUGUUACUCGGAGCAAGGUGAUUUGUUGAUGAUGAGGUUAAAAAUUCUUUGUGAAGAACGUUGCGAGGAUAUAGCAGUAAAACUUGCAGCAGCGUGCGUCCGUUCUAUCAGACGAAGCGAACGUGUGAGAUCAGUGUUAGAUAACCACCAAAUCGAGUAUAUGAUCGAUGUUUACAUUGUCCUGUUGUACAAAUUGAAACGCACGCAAGAUAUAUUCGCUCAAUUAAAAUUAAUGGACCUUAAUGAUGGAUUAAAACUUGUUCAGAGACUAAGUGAAGUGAAACCCGCAAAGUACGAUACUGCGCGUGUUUGGCGAAAUUCGAUAAAAGCUGCCGAAUUAGUUGCUCAGUAUCUAGUUACUGCGGGAAUGGUUCGACCAGUUAAUGAAACAGGCAUAAAUGUUUUAGAACAAAUUUUAGGUACCUGGGCUGGUUUACAUAUUAAAAUAAGAGAAAAUGAUCCAAAUUUACCAGGAAUGAUUAGGAAAUUAAUAGAACCAGCAGAGAGUGCGGUCCAUAUUUAUGCCUUUUGUGGAGUAUUGUUGACCCAUUUUGGCGAGAAGAUAAAACCAUUGGCUGUCGAGCUGUAUAUUAGAGCACUUACAACGGACAUGAACGAAUUGGAAACACAAAAAGCAAAGUCUGACAAGGAUAGCGUACAUGAGACAGUAAAACGCUUGAGUAUGCAGUUCCUUAAAUUGGCCGAUAUUUUAGACAGCAAUAUCGGUAUUGCAAGAGAGUGUGUCUUGACAGCAUUCUCACUACAUCCCACGCGUACUUGCUAUGAUAAAAUUCGUGAGAUGGCUGUGGCUUGUGGAAAACUAAAACAAGAAAGUGAUGCUGACGAAGCAGAAGAUGAAGAAGAUGAAAAUGCUCAAUCUGAAACUCAAAAGUCAGAAUCCAAAGAAAAUUGUCAAAAUUGUGCAGCUAAAAAUUACGAUACUUCCAAUCAAUUGUUAAAAAGUUUGUUAACAGCACCGAAGAAAAGUGAUAAUGAUGCGAGUAGUCCCAAAAAAGAAUCAAAUUUAGAUGGUCUUAAUGGGCAAGUUUGUUGCAAUUGUAAUAAUUAUAUUAAAAAAGAGAAAACAAAAAAGAAGAAACAUACGAAUAAACCUGUUGAAAGAACACUUGAUGCUUUAAUAUUAAUAAAAGGUGAUGCCGUGACAGGUUCGGCAAAUUACGAUGAAAAGUCUGUGCCAAAUCAGGUUUUAGAUUCGGAAAAUCUUGGUCUUUCACCUCAGCUAUGCGACGAUUUAGCUGUAGUUCUCAGUAGUCCUCGCUUUCAUAUACUGAGUUGGGUUUUAGAUUGGUCAGAAUUAAGUGGCUUAUGUGAAAAAUAUUUGGAAAAUGCUGAAGAAAUGCGCAAUACAAAUAAAGAACUAAAAUAUCUCAAUAUCGAUUACUCACAAUUUAAAGAUUGGCCUUCUGAAGAUGACACUAAAGACGAUUUCUUUGGAAUUGAAAAAGGAUAUGAGCAAUGGGCGGAUCCACCGUCAGAUAGUUCUGAACAAUAUGGUAGUUUUCAGCCAGCAGGAUCUUACAAAAGAUCUUCAACAAGAAGGAGUUUGGAUGAUAGCUCUGAUUCCGACAGUGGGAGUACAUUCCGGGUUCGACGAACUCCAAGACAACGUAAGGUACACAGGUUAGAGUCGUCUGAGAGUGAUUAUGACAGUGAUGAACGCAAACAAAAACACUUUCGGAACAAUUCAAAUUCAGUAUCUGAUUCUGAAGAUACAAAUACUCAAGAUAGUCAAACAGAUAGUUUGGGUAGCGACGGAUUUAGGCGAGAGAGUAAACUUAAUAAAUCGUGCAAUAAAGAUAUUACAAAGAAGCGAGAAAAAUCGAAAUUAACGGUAGAAACAGUGUCGCAUUUUCAUAUGCUGGUCGAAAAUAUUCGACAUCCUACUGAUGACGUUAGUGGGUCAGAUGUUAGUAGUAAUGACAUAAUAACUUUAUUCUCGGCCGAUAUGGAUGAAAAUAAACGUGAGACAAUUAAAGCAUCAACGUAUACAGCUGCAGCACCUUUAAUGAUAUCUGAGAAACGAAGAAGUGAUCCGGCUGUCCUAAAAUCAUUAAGAAUGUUUCGACCGAAAAAUGCUAAAAAUUCUACUUCUAGAAUAACGCAAAUUUUACCUAAAAAUAUUUUAAGUAAUAACAAUAAUAACAAUAAUAAAAAUAAGGAUUCUAAUGUAAUUAAUGCAGGGAAUGUGAAAAAAUUCGCACCAAUGCUCAGUACGUUAAAUUUAAAUCCAAAAAUUAUUUUAACAAGAGACGAUGAGAUUGAUAGGAAAUUAUUGCAAUCGAAAAAACAAAAUUUAAAUACUAGUGAUAUAUCCAGCGAACUCAUUCAUAUUCAAAAAACUAUGCCAUUCGUUUCGCACAAAAAUUCCAUUGGCUCGUUUCACAAGCGUAAAGGUGAUCAAAAUGAUAAAAAUAAAAAUCAGCGCAAUCGUAAACCAAUAAAGUCUAAUUUAGGAAAAAAUAAAUUUGAUAUUCUUGCGAAAGCCGUCAGAGAUUCAGAUAUUUUAACAAAAAAUGUUCCCGGAAUGAAUUCACUUGAUAUGAUGGUACCACCGAGAGUUCAGUCGACUGUUAACGUUGUACAAAUUUCGAGAAACAUUCCACAAAGUCCUAAUUCUGGAUCAGUAAAUAGUGGGAAUACACCUCCAAGAAAUCGAACUUCGAGCAUUGCGGGUAAUAUUCAAUUACCUGGAACACCAUCCUCUGGGGGACACGAUAGUGGUGUGGGAAUGAGUCCCGCUGGACAAACACCACCUCCAAGAACUUCAGUUCUACAUGAUGUUGGUGAGGAAGCUAAUCAACCACCUGAUACAUCACCCACUAGUUCAACGAAUGCUUCAACUACUGAACCAGAUAGUCCUCAUACCAUGAAUAAUCAGCAAAGUCAAAACGAUUCGCCAAAUAAAUCACCAUCACCGUCAGGUACAACUGUUGCCUCUGUUCCCAUCACUUCAGAGCAAUUGCAAAUCGUUUGCAAGCCUGAUGGAACAUACCAAUUAGCUUCAGUGAAUCCUAACGUUGUGAGUGCACAGAGGAAUGUGUUAACAUUACAAAAUUUAGAUGAUGAUAGUGUUGCUUUUUCAAGGCAUAUUCAACGGGUAUCUGAGUCAUCGACUGAGUCGAAUAGAACGAAUUAUGAAAGGUCAACUCUAGUGAAAGUGUCUCAACAGCAACAGGGACAAAAUACAGGUUUACCAAAGUUUCAACAAGCCUUUGGGAAAACAACAUAUACAUUGUCGACUGAUACAACUACUGUAGCCACAUCUUCAACAACAGAAACAAUAUCCCAACCGAUGAGUAGUAUUCAAAAGACCUCGAAUCUCUCAAAGGCUGUACAAACAUCUGUGUCGAAUAGUCAAGUAACUACUGGACUUAAUGUACAGUCCAUAACAAACAUUCCAAAUCUGCAAUUGUCAAGUGGCAGGCAGAUACUUAACAUAGUCCAGAGCUCUGGUAGUAAUACGAGCGUUAGUACUCCCAAUGCUAGUCAAACUUUAACGCAACUUGUUCAAAAUGCUUCUCCUGGUGGUGUUAUAUAUACGCACAAAAUUCCCGUUACUAUUACAACUACUAAUGCUAAUCAGUUAAACAUCAUUCCAACAAUAGCACAUACGAAUUCUCUUUCGGGUGGAAGAACGCCUGUGGUUAAAUUAAAUAUUAUUAGAGCAGGUACUCCGUUACGGCAACAAAAUAUUGCUGAAGCUAUAGCUCAAGCUGUUUUAACUGCUCCAAGGAUACAACAACAACAACAGCAACACCAACAACAGCAAAAUCAACAAAGGCAACAACCUCAGCAACAACAAACCACAGUUAGACCUGAUACUUUAUUGAAUUCUCCUAUUGAAGUUCCCAAUCAGGUUAGUUCAACAACUUUAGAACAAUUACGAGAAUUCGAAAGUGUUUUAGAACAAGUCAAAGAACGAAGUACAAUUCAACCACAACAUCAGGCAUCGUCCACCACUACAACAACUGUUCAAACACAAACGACGAGUCAGCAAAGCCAAGCAAAACAACAGCAACAUCAACAAACAUCCGUUUCAAGUUUAGCUCAGCAAUUACUUAUUUCAGCUCAAUCUUCUACGAAUACAGAAUAUAAUAGUAAUGGCAAUAAUACAUCUUUCCAACAAGAUGUUUUUCCUCAAAAAGUCUCAUUAACAUACGUCAAUCAAACUAAUACAACUACUCCCCAGAAAGGUACUAAUUCUACUCCUGUAGUUGUAGUGACUUCUUAUUGCCAGCCAGCAGCUUCACCAGCACUCAGUGUUACUUCUCAAAGUUCAUCGAGUCCAUGUGUAACUCCAGCGCCAGCACCAAUACCAUCUUCAGGAAAAACUCCACCAACACCAUCUCCAAAGAGUGCCAAGAAGUCUGUACCUAAAACAGUAAAAACUAGUGCCACUAAUACAUCGAAAGCUUCACCAAUUCCAAAGCCCCAACAAAAACCGCAAGAAGAUGAGCAAACGGCGCAGAGAAUUUAUACAAUUUUAGCUGAGUAUGCUGAGCAGUUGAGGAAUUCUCCUGAUUUAAAUAAUAAACCAGCUCCAAGGAGACGCUCUAAUCCUCCGACAAAUCCUAGUCAGUCAUCAAAACGUAAAAAAUCUAGUGUCGGUAAAUCGAAACCAUCAGGGCAACAGUCAUCGGAAUUAAGUCCUAGUGCUGAUGAUUUAGGACGAACCAUGGGUAGUGAAGACUCUUCAAGUGGUAUAGUUCAUGUUCAAGAUAGUCCAGCUGGAUUUACAUCACAGGAUGAACAGCCAGCAGCUUCAAGUGUUGAUUCAUCAUCAGAAACAAGAAAUAUAACGAACGAUUCUAACGAUAGUGUUGAAGUGAAUGUUAAAAGGCGAAAUUUAAUUUUUACUGAACCAGGUAGUGGGCAGCCGAGGACAGUAAUUGUCCACGAACCAGUCCCAACGGCUUCUGUAAGUAUUAGUGAAGCUUUGACAUCGCUGGAUAAUUCAAGAGUAGCUGGUGCUCUUGCUUCGGUUGGAAAAGUUGGCAGCACAGCAGUAUUUGUUCCCGGAACAAAUUAUAUCUUACCAAUGAAUCUUGUGAAGGGGACUCAACAGUUUACGAUUGUUUCUGGAGGUUCUAAACUUCUUGCAACUGUACCAGCGACUGUUAGAACAAGUGGAAGUACUGGAGUGUCAAACACAUUAGUCUUACAAUCAUUUCUAAAUCAAACUGGAAAAUUAAUUUCUCAACCAGCGCAAGUUAAACAAGUAAAAUUACCAAAUUUACAGACAUUAUCAACUACUCAGUCGUUAAGUAGUACACAAAAUGCCUCAGUAGUUAUUCCACAAACUAAUACAUCAACACAGUUUUCAAGUGAAUCUACGACAGACAGUAAAAAUGAUACUGGAAAUGAAGUGAUAAUUAAGAGUGAACCUACCACACCUGUUAUGAAUAAUGAAUCAACAACAACUAUCUUAGUUAACAAAUCUCCGACUAUUGGGAUUCUUCAACGGAAUAUUAAUGAGAUAACUGAAGGUCAACAAAUAUGUGGUGUUAUUACUAGUAAUGCUAAUUUAACUAUUCAAGGUGCAAGAUUAUUCAACUCAACAAUCGGAAAACUGUCUACUGCCAGUUUAAAAGACGGAGUAGUUUGUUUAACUUCAGCUGUAACUGAUGCAUCAGAUAAAAAAGCAUCUGGAGAUCAAACUCAAGGUGAUAAACCAGUUUCAAUGCAUGGAGCAACUAUUGCUCUUGCUUUUGCUACUUCAACUGACGUCUCAGCAAUAAAUAAUAGCCAACAACAGACAAAAUCUCCUCAAUUGCAACAAAAUUCAUCUUCAUUGCAACAGAAAAGUACGAGAGAAACAUCUACAGAAAUUAUAACGAAUGAUAAAGUUAUUUCUCCAAAAGCUGUAAAGAAAAAACUUGAAGAAUUGACUUCGGAUAAAAUUUCUAAAUCUUUAAUAACAUCAAAUUCUUUAGUAUCACCUAAUGUUGUUACAACGAUACAAAAUAACAUAAAAACUGAAAUUAAUUCUACUGUUUCUAAACAGAUUUCUAAUAUUGAUAGUCCAAGUCAAUUUUUAGUUUCAAGUGAUCCUGGUCUUGAUAGUCAGGAUUCUUCAAUACGUCAGACAAAUGAUACUGAUUCAAGUUGUAAAGUUGGUAAUGGUGUUUUGUGUAGUAAUGCUAGACUACAAGAAGCUUGGGAGCCUGAUAGAAAAUCCUCUCCAGAUACUCCUUGGAGAUAUGUACCCACAUCAACGAAUCAAUUGACUAUUGAGCCACUAAAAGUGUAUUCUCGAGAUGGAGAAAAUUCUGAAAAUGUACAAACUGUUCUUCAGAUAAUCAAUAAAGGUCAAGGAAUUGAAAUGACUGGUAACCAAAUAUAUCCAGCAAAUACGAAAAAGUAUUUUAUAAAUCAUACUUUAGAACCUUUUCAACAGUAUUCUAAUAAAAGUAAUAUUGUAAAAAAUCAGACAAAUAAUUCAAGAUCGGAAAAAGAACUAGUACAGCAGAGGAUAGAGAGAAAUCGUGCUGCAAUGGAGAGAGAAUUAAGAUUGCAAAAGAGUUUAUCUGAAGAGUGUGAAGAUUUAGGCGUCGAUGAACCAAGCACAAGUGAUUUAUUUCCAGAAGCUGAUCUACUUUUUGACACAAAUCAUUCACCAUCAUUUGAUCAUUUAUCUCAAGAUGCUUCUUGUAGUCAGCCGCUUGGAAUGAGAUUAUAUAAUUCUUCGUAUUUUCGCCCACUAGAUUCGUCUAGUGGUAGUAGAGACACGAGUCCAGUUGCUGAGAUGAAACCGAACGAACGAAGAAGAAGUAUCUCUCAGAGGAGUAGGAAUGUAAAAGAUUCGGCUAAAAGAUCUAGAAGUGACAAGCUUGAUGAUAAUCAGCUCGAAAAUCCACCAAAAAGAAUAAAAUUAAGUCCAGGGCAUAUUAGUCAUGAUGACGGAUCUAACAGUAAUUCAGAUAUGUCAAGGUUAUCUCUUCCACAUUUACAAAUGACAGAUACUGAUUCUAAAGAUAAUAGUCACGUUAAAAUGAUAUCAAGAAAUGGAUCUAAAGAAGGUUCUCCAAUAAGCGUGUCUAGUAUUCCGUCAAACAUCAAAUUAGAUAUUGAUUUAGACUCAGAAUCAUUACCUUUAGGAACAAAUGCCAAUAAUGUAUCGAUUGAAAGCUCGGGAGAUGAUAGUUUAACUCUUUUAGGUGGUAAUACUGCUAAUGUUACAAUACCAUCUCCUUUAUCUCCGAUUGCUGGGCCUCUUUUGUCAACGCACAAAUACACUUAUACGAACAAAAAAAGAACUACAUCAAAAGUUCUUCGUGCCGAGUAUCUGUCUUGGGAGAGUCCAGUCUCUGAAAGAACGAGAUCAAGUAGUGAUGAAGAGGAUUCAAGUAUCAGCGAGUCAAUAAGCAGUCAACCAGACGAUAGUGUAAUAACGAAUGGGCUUGACGAUUCUAUGCAGAUGUCUAGUGUAAAAACAACUCCUGACAGAUGUACGUAUUUGAAAAAGAAAGAUAAAUUACAAGUUAAUGCAAGGGUAGUACUAAAUCGAGCUGAUCCAAAGAGUAUAAUUGCAAGACGUGCUAAAGGAGAGGCAAUUAAUGAGUCUGGUGUAAUGUCUAGUGAUAAAGCAUCAGAGCCUUCCGAUGAUGAGACGUGCCAUACCACACUAAUUGAACCAGAUUGUCGUGCAAGAAGAUCUAGUUUACGAGGACACGUGAAAAAAGGCUGCGCUUGUUGUAAUGGUUCUCCAGAACGACCGAAAAAAAAACCUAUCAAGGUGGAUCAUAAACUAAAGAAAAAAUUAGUGUCAAAGCAAUUGGGAAAGAAAAGGUAGUCUUAGCGAUCAUAUUCUUGCUUCAAUGUAUUACAUUGUACGGUAUUUGUAAAUUAAAAAAAAAGCUUCGGGUAAUUUUUGAUAAAGAAUAUGAUAAAAGUAGACAAUGAUGGAAAUGUGUAUUGAUCACCGAAUGAUUGAAGCGGCUAUUUAAUCAAUUGUGAAAAAUUAAUUGAGAAGAAACGGUAGUAGCUAAAACGAGAAGUGUAUGGCUCUUGCAAAUAUUAAGUUAUAAAGGAUUAAUAAUAAUGUAAAUAAUAGUAUGCUUGAUGAAUGUAUAGCAGGCUUCACACAUCCAAAGUACUUGGAUCGAGGCUCGGCAGUGUAGGUAAUGUUCUUUAUUAAUAUAAAUUAAUAUUAAAUUAACUUGCUAUUAAAAAAAUGGAGAUUUAUUAGCCAUUCUUCAUAAAUAGUAGGUCAUGGUUUUACUUUUAGGUGUUAUAAAUGAUUCUAAUCGUAGUUUGAGUCAUCAAUAAAUGGAAAUAAAUUUAGAUUAAACUUAUAAAAACAUUAGAAAUGCAAUCUAGUCAGCUGGUAAGGCUCGGGUUGAAGAGAUAUUAUAUUAAUAAAAUAUUAAAGUAUAAUUAUUGAUAGUGCCCUUUAUAUUAAAAAAAUUCCAUCUAUGGUUACUAUCAUUUUAGGAAUUAAUUAAUAUUGAUACAUAAUUAAAUGGUAUUCUCGAGCCGACCAGAGACUAACAAUUAUUCUUAUACAACUUGUACAGUUGUGCUCUACCGUUUUUCCAAACUUGCCGCGUGUGAUCGUAAAUAAUCUUUUUAUAUUUAUUAUUAUAUUUUAAUUUAUAUGAAGAUACGUGUUUAAAUCAUUCGAAGAGAUUUUUGUUGCUUUUUUUGUUCUUUUCUUAUUUGAAUAAUAAAAAACAAAGUCACUUGAUCCAAGUAUUAAAUUGUAGUUGGUUCAUUUUGAGAAAUAAAUUUUAUCUGACUCAAAAGACUCAAAUUAAUGUUAGAGUUGAGGAAUUUGAUAUAAACAUCAAUUUAAGAUUGUUUAUUAUUUGAUACUUGACUUGAUCAUAAGAUCGACUAUCAUCAUGCAUGUGUAAAUCCAUAUUGUACAUUGAGUAGUUUCUAAUUAUGAAUAAGUAAUUCAUUAAAUAAAAAAUAAAAAUAUCAUAUUAUAUCGCUGCACUUUAGUACAAAAAUGCUUCAUCUUAUUUCGAUACUGGCAGGUACUAUCUUUCCGUAAUAUCGGUGGUGAAGCGUGAAUGUCUGCAAUUUAUUAAUGUUAAAGCAUUUGUAAAGUUUGUGUGGGUAUUUAAGAGAAGUGACUUUUUGUAACGGGCGGUUAAUUUCAAUUCUAAAUUGUCCGGAAUCAUAAAAAAUUUCUAUCUGAAUAAUUUGUUACUUAUCGUUAGUUAAUGAUGAUGAUGAUGAUGAUGAUGGUGAUUAUGAAGAUAAAUAAUAAUUAAAAAUAAAUAAUAACAUUGAUAAUUAAGUGAUGUAUCAAAAAAUAGUGCAAGUGUAGAUACGUUUUCUUAUGUUAAUGUACUUUUUCUUGAUUGAUUUAAGUUUAAAGAAUUUUGUUUGUAUCGACUGUG
Chelonus insularis is the source of this 11328-nucleotide messenger RNA. Its product is annotated as formin-J-like. Lineage: Eukaryota; Metazoa; Arthropoda; Insecta; Hymenoptera; Braconidae. The record is from RefSeq and is a predicted model, not a curated record.